Messenger RNA from Malus domestica (apple), 927 nucleotides. RefSeq lists its product as uncharacterized. NCBI's taxonomy places the organism in Eukaryota, Viridiplantae, Streptophyta, Magnoliopsida, Rosales, Rosaceae. The record is from RefSeq and is a predicted model, not a curated record.
UAGUGCAACGCUUGGGCGACACGCAAGAACCCCAGUAGCAAGCUACUGUAGUGAGCCCUCAUCCUAAAAAAAUUAAUUUAAUAUCAUAUAUACCGUUGGUUCACGUAUCAGAUAUUAAACUGAUAAUAACAGAUACUACACUUGAUAUUAACCAAAAGGCCGAUAAAGGUAUGCUUAUGUCAAUAUUGGGCAUUCGUUUUUAUACGCAGCUUCGUUCUUCUACUUUUGUCCGUGGUCGAUGUGGGUUUCUAAUGCACUAUUUCGAAGUACUCUUUCUGUCCACGUACUUCAACCCAAGUACACCUAGCAGCUCCCGUAAAGCAUUCAUAGAAAAGCAAAUGGAUUAAGCUAAUAAGAUUAAAAAAAUAGAAAAAAUUAGUGAAAGUACAUAACUCAAAACUACAGCUCUUGGGAAAUAUCCGUUAAUGGAUGUUUGAGAUGAUGGCUUUGAGCUUCUUCUGCAAUGCUUCAAUUUCUCCUCACCACCAACACCAAGCCAAAGUGAAGGUUACAAGCAGCAAAGGCCUUGAAGAAGUGAAGAAUCUCAUAAGAACUGUUGGGAUUCCAUCAAAAACCUCAUCUCCAGCAAAAUCUCUUGAAAAUGGCAAAUGGGUCAAGCUCAUCUGCGGUGCAAGCUUCGAGGAUGUGGUUGAUAUCAGGAACCGUUCUCUAGUUUACACUCUUGCAGGAGUUGAUUGCAUAGACUGCGCAGCGGAUGUGUCAGUGGUGAGUGCAGUGAACGAGGGGAUUGAUGCAGCAGUUGGCAUUUUUAGUGGAAUCACUACACGGCGUCGUUUGUAUCAAGGAUUAUCCAGAGCAUCUCCUUCAGGCACUUAAGAGAGGCCGUUUCUUUGGUUGGGAAACUGUCAGUGUCAAAUGUUCCAAUAAAUACUUCGGUAAUAGGCUACGUUUGGCUUCUUGGUUAGG